Culex quinquefasciatus (southern house mosquito) is the source of this 963-nucleotide messenger RNA. RefSeq names its product chymotrypsin-like protease CTRL-1. Gene Ontology annotation, biological process: proteolysis. Lineage: Eukaryota; Metazoa; Arthropoda; Insecta; Diptera; Culicidae. Bases 120 to 953 code for a protein of 277 amino acids. Gene Ontology annotation, molecular function: serine-type endopeptidase activity. The record is from RefSeq and is a predicted model, not a curated record. The transcript is spliced from 3 exons.
GGGGUUUGCCUUCGAGACUUUAGUAGUCGCCUGGUAGAGUAGCUCGGCCGGGGCUCGCGACUUAGUCGCACACGGUAGUGCGUUCGUUAUGAGCGGUGCGUUUAGUUGCGGUGCGUGACAUGACAGUUGCAGUGAAAUUGGUUUUGUUGGUGAUUUUCAUUGGAGGAGGUGAUAUUCUUUCUGUGUGUUCAUUCCAUGCACUGGAAACAUCACGGAUUCACUAUGUGGCCUCGUUGGAGAACGAAGGUGGUCAAUUUUGCUCGGGAUGUGUCCUCGGCACGCGGUGGAUCCUGACUCUGGCCAGCUGUGUACGACACGUGUCACCUGUCGAUAUAUCCGUUGGGAUUCAACCUCAGGAUUCCAGUUCCAGUGGGCACCACGAGAAGGUCCAGAAUAUCUACGUCCAUCCGAGUGGUAAAACCAAGAAGGAAGGUUUGGCAAUCCUCAAGCUGAAACGGUCCAUGAACUGGGUCAAUCGAACACUGCCGAUUGCGGUUAUGGACAACUAUCAUGAUCUGACGAGCGUUAGUCAGUGUAUCAUGCUGGGGUGGAAUCGAAAUAGAGAGGAUUCAAUUUUGGCGGAGAAUGUUCAGCUCAACUGUACAAAUAGCACAAAAGGAACGUUCUGUGUUCAUGAUCAUAAGGCAAAGUUCUGCGAGUUUCAUCGAGGGAGUCCACUAAUCUGCAAAACUGGCGAAAUAUUUCAAACGGUCUCACUUUUGUCCAACACCAGCCAAUGUUUGGACCAAAAUGUGACGGAGAUGUUCACGCCUGCAGUCGAGUAUUCAACCUGGAUUACGAGCAUAGUGACUGAAAACUGUAGUAUGCUGCAGACAGAUCAAAAUCAUUCGUGGAGACUCUCAAAGUUUAAUUGGUUAACUUUAGCGAUACUGUUCUUCAUAGCAAGUGUGAUUAUAUUUAUUAAAGUGUUAAGAUCUGGAUUCAAAAUAUAAAGCCUUAAGU